UUUAACUCCCCCUCCCUUCCCCCUUUUUCCCUUUCCCCCCUUCACUCCCUCCCUUCCCCCGCUCCGCUUCUCGCUGCCUCCUCCGCCGCCCCGGGCCGAGCGCUCCCGGCUCUCCCCCUCGCCCUCCCCCUUUUUUUUCUCUUCCCUCCGCCUUCUCCCUCCGCCCCCUCACGCCGCCCAGCCGAGCUCCUCUCUGCCUCACACACACAAAACACGCCCGCACGGAGCCAUGCCGAAGAGAAAGGCUGAAGGAGAUACCAAGGGCGAUAAGGCCAAAGUUAAGGAUGAGCCACAACGGAGGUCAGCGAGGUUAUCUGCUAAGCCUGCUCCUCCCAAGCCAGAGCCUAAACCUAAAAAGGCAGCUCCAAAGAAGAGUGAGAAGUUGCCCAAGGGAAAGAAGGGGAAAGGUGAUGCUGGCAAGGAGGGGAACAACCCUGCAGAGAACGGAGAUGCCAAAACAGACCAGGCACAGAAAGCCGAGGGUGCUGGUGAAGCCAAGUGAAACCCA
Molecule: messenger RNA, 508 nt
Organism: Dryobates pubescens (Downy woodpecker)
Lineage: Eukaryota; Metazoa; Chordata; Aves; Piciformes; Picidae
Gene: HMGN2
Product: high mobility group nucleosomal binding domain 2
Exons: 6
Coding region: 230-502 (90 amino acids)
Biological process (GO): chromatin organization
Cellular component (GO): chromatin; nucleus
Molecular function (GO): nucleosomal DNA binding
Source: RefSeq, a predicted model, not a curated record